GCUGUUCGCUUCCGCCGACCGACGGGACGGGAGUGGCUUCACUGGUCAGCUGCACUAGCUCAGUGAGAGCGAGCGACGGGGAGGCGAGGCGAGGCGAGGCGAAGCGGCUGUUGGCGCUGCAGCGAUGGCCGGCGCUCCGGCGGCGCAUUCCCUCCCGGGGGCCGUGCGGCGGCGGUUGCUGCUGCUGGUUGUCGUCGCGCUGGCUGUGCUCGGCGGUGGCGGGGACAGGGUCCGCGCCGCGGACGACGCGGGCGGACUGAGCCGGGCCGCGUUCCCCAAGGGGUUCGUGUUCGGGACGGCGACGUCGGCGUUCCAGGUCGAGGGCAUGGCGGCGUCCGCCGGCCGCGGGCCGUCCAUCUGGGACCCCUUCGUCCACACCCCAGGGAAUAUUGCAGGAAAUGCGAAUGCAGAUGUUACGACAGAUGAAUAUCAUCGCUACAAGGAAGAUGUUGAUCUCCUGAAAAGCCUGAAUUUCGAUGCAUAUCGGUUUUCAAUCUCAUGGUCAAGGAUUUUCCCUGAUGGAGAGGGAAGAAUUAACACAGAAGGUGUAGCGUAUUACAAUAAUCUAAUAGAUUAUGUCCUUAAGCAAGGUAUACCUUCAAAAAUAAUAGUUCGACGUUUGAGUUUUGCCACCCUAAGUAUAUUGCUGUCUGAACUACCAGGGCUUAUUCCUUACGUCAAUCUGAACCACUAUGAUCUCCCACUUGCGCUUCAGAAAAAGUAUGAAGGCUGGUUAAGCUCAAAGAUUGUGGGAGUAUUUGCCGAUUAUGCUGAAUUCUGUUUUAAGACUUAUGGUGAUCGAGUCAAGAAUUGGUUUACAUUUAAUGAGCCAAGGAUAGUAGCAGCACUUGGCCAUGAUGCAGGGACAGACCCACCUAACCGAUGCACCAAGUGUGCUGCUGGUGGGAACUCAGCAACAGAGCCAUAUAUAGUUGCUCAUAAUAUCAUCUUAUCUCAUGCUACUGCAGUUGAUAGAUACCGUAAUAAGUACCAGGCAAGUCAGAAGGGCAAGAUUGGAAUAGUUCUGGACUUCAAUUGGUAUGAACCUCUAACUAACUCAACUGAAGACCAAGCAGCAGCUCAGAGAGCCAGAGACUUCCAUGUUGGUUGGUUUCUUGAUCCACUAAUAAAUGGUCAAUAUCCAAAAAAUAUGCGAGACAUUGUGAAAGAAAGAUUACCUACUUUUACACCUGAACAAGCUAAGCUAGUCAAGGGCUCCGCAGAUUAUUUUGGGAUCAAUCAAUAUACUGCUUCCUACAUGUCAGACCAACCUGCACCUCAGCAGGCACCAACUAGCUACUCAUCUGACUGGCAUGUUUCAUUCAUCUUUCAACGAAAUGGCAUACCAAUUGGACAGCAGGCAAACUCUAAUUGGCUUUACAUUGUUCCAACUGGCAUGUAUGGAUGUGUGAACUACUUAAAGGAGAAGUAUAAUAACCCAACAAUCAUCAUAUCUGAAAAUGGAAUGGAUCAAUCUGGAAAUCUCACUCGUGAAGAGUUCUUGCAUGACACCGAAAGGAUUGAGUUCUACAAGAACUAUCUCACCGAACUGAAGAAAGCAAUUGACGAUGGCGCGAAUGUGGUUGCAUACUUCGCAUGGUCCCUUCUUGAUAACUUUGAGUGGCUGUCAGGUUACACAUCCAAGUUCGGCAUUGUGUAUGUUGAUUUCACUACUCUCAAACGGUACCCGAAGGACUCGGCCAACUGGUUCAAGGACAUGCUGCAGGCAUCAGGGCCUACCACAAAAUCUGGUUCAGUCACUUCAGGUGCUCAAGUUGGUUCAGCAACUUCAGGAAGCCAUCCAGUUGGUUCAGCCACCUCAAUUAGCCAUCGGCUCUUGCUUCCUCUGUUGGUUUCCUUGCACUUUCUUCUCCCUGCCAUCUUCAUGUUCCCCUCCUUGUAGAAGUAGCAACCAGUAGUGAUUAAUAAGCAGUGGAUGCCAGCAGUAUGUUCGUUUUUAAAAAAGUGCUGCAGCUAAGCGGGUCUGAGACCAGCCUGGAGGUCAUCUUGUUUGAUUUUUCACCUACUGUUCGCCAGUAGGGAACACUAUGAUUCAGAACCAGAUUUGUAUUGUGGUGAUAAUUCUAUUGUGUGUUCGCAUAUCGGCA
Messenger RNA from Oryza brachyantha (malo sina), 2108 nucleotides. RefSeq names its product beta-glucosidase 8. The coding region runs from base 125 to 1903 and encodes 592 amino acids. The transcript has 10 exons. NCBI's taxonomy places the organism in Eukaryota, Viridiplantae, Streptophyta, Magnoliopsida, Poales, Poaceae. Gene Ontology annotation, biological process: carbohydrate metabolic process. The record is from RefSeq and is a predicted model, not a curated record. Gene Ontology annotation, molecular function: beta-glucosidase activity.